Molecule: messenger RNA, 4025 nt
Organism: Magallana angulata
Lineage: Eukaryota; Metazoa; Mollusca; Bivalvia; Ostreida; Ostreidae
Exons: 27
Coding region: 85-3495 (1136 amino acids)
Biological process (GO): proteolysis
Cellular component (GO): membrane
Molecular function (GO): signaling receptor binding; metalloendopeptidase activity; zinc ion binding
Source: RefSeq, a predicted model, not a curated record
UGUCCGUCGAAUUUCUAUGGUGAGACUGAUUGUUCUUGGUAUAAAUUGGACCGGGGGAGCGAUGUGUCGCCACAGAGACGGUAGAUGGGGGUAAAGAUGUGGAAGCCAUAUGUCUUGUUCCUGGUCCUGGCGAUUUUGGUCGUUGCAGCGUCCGCUACGGAAAAGAUACACAAAUCACCCCUCAAACCAAAAGAUCUUAAGGAAAAGUCCAAGAAUGAAGUAACCGAGACCGAUAAUGAAGACGGAAAGAACGAGGCGACGGCUCGUAAAUGGGAAAAUAAAAUCGAUCAACCGGAUAUCGAUCCCGAUGAUCCAGACAUGCGCCUGUUUCUUAGUAUGGGGGUAGGAGUAGAUGGCGCAGUUAAACACUCCAAGGGACUUCAUCCGGAAAACUCAAAGCGACUACAAGCAAGACGCUUAGACAAACCUGAUGAUUCAGAGAAAAAGACCGAGAACAAAAGAAAACCCUCUAGAAAACCGAAACGAAGACGAAAGAGGAACUUUGGCCCAAAUUGGGGCAAAUGGCCCAAGGGAAUUGUCCCCUAUGUGUUUGACGCCAGCCUUGAUGUUAAUCGAGGUUACUUCCUGCAAGCGAUUGAGCUCUUUGAUAAUUUUACCUGUGUAAAGUGGAAGCCGAAAUCACCGGAAGUAGCAGCAGAAGUAGGACACCAGGGCUAUGUGCUCGUCAGAAGUGGGACUAGUUGCAGUUCUGGGGUUGGUUUCCAAGGCGACGUGGAACACAUCAUAAAUUUUAAAGAGCCCGGAUGCGGUUGGGUUGAUGUUGCGGUUCAUGAAAUGUUGCAUCGGAUUGGCCAAAGACACGAGCAUGCGCGGAGCGAUCGGGAUCGGUAUGUCAAAAUCAAUUGGGAUAAUAUCCAUAUUUCGGGAAGAUACAACUACUACCGGCUAAACACAUACAACCGGAACCCCUAUGAUAUUGGGAGCGUGAUGCAUUAUGGGUACUCUUCAUCUGAGACGGCUGACAUAGAGUUGAAGGACAAGAACCUGAAUUUCCUGGAGUUUCCCGGAAGUCAGAUCUUCUCUUACUACGACCUCAAGGACGUCAUUGACCAGUACCAAUGUGCUGCACACUGUAUUUCGCCACCAGUAUGUAAGAACGGAGGAUACGUCAACGCUAAUUGUCAGUGCACGUGUCCCGAGGGAUUCAGUGGAGUGUCCUGUGACACCGUUGUUACAGAUCCGGAUUGUGGAGGGUAUGUACAUCUAAAAGAAAACGACUUAGUCCUGGAACGAGAGAAAGUAGCCUUUAUUACGUCACCGAACUACCCGGGUCCAAUCGGUCUAGGCAAAAUUUGUAGAUGGGCAGUCACGGUGCCUGUUGGUUACAUCGUCAAAAUGACGAUAGAUGACCUCCACAUGGCCUAUAACCCGGAUACACUCCGUUGUUACCACUGGCUGGAGAUUCAAUACAACCUUCCUGGCCAGCAGGGAAUCCGGCGCUGUGGUGAUAUUGUUGGGGAGACUUUCCUAAGCUCUAUCGAUUCUCCAACAUUGAUGAUCAUCACCAUGGAUACCAAACUUGCAGGCGGAAGGGUCACCAAGAAAGGAUUCAAACUCCACGUUGAAAAGGAGAGGGAAGUUUGUAGAGACAGUCCCUGUGUGUUCGGAAUAUGUGUCCCCACUGAGAGGAAGUCGUAUGAGUACAAGUGUGUGUGUCAGCCAGGCUACACGGGGGACAAGUGUGAUCAGGUCGUUGACGGUGCAAAACUGAAAUGUUCGUUCGAAAGAUUUGAAAAAUGUUUCUUUGACAACGUGCAGGAGGGAGAUGAAUUUGAAUGGGGACCAGGCUUUAGACACACCAUAUCCGAAUGGACAGGGCCAGAGGAUGCCUUCCGAGGUGAACGCUUUAUAUUUGCUGAGAUGUCAUUACCCAGAGUUCCUGGCGACACAGCCAUUCUACAGACAACCGUCGCAUUACCAGAGCAAGCAGGCUGCCUGUCGUAUGCCUAUAACAUGUUUGGGAGUACCGUGUACAAAUUGACUCUGUUUGCCGAGGGAACAAACUCGCCUAAGUAUGUUCUGUGGUCAAAAGAAGGAAAUCAAGGGUCUGAUUGGUUAACAGCAAAAGUUGACGUCCCAGCAAUUCAAGGACUAAAGCUGUCCUUUGAAGCAGUGACAGGAGACUCGUGGGACAGUGACAUAGCGUUAGACGAGAUCACCUGGGAAACUGGACAAUGUGGACCUGAUACUUUUAAUGACUGUCUCAGAGUUGGAGAAGAGUAUGAUGGAACACUCAACUACACGAAACGGGGCGUGGCCUGUCAGGCCUGGUCAUCCAAUACACCGCACACACCUGGUUCUCAAUACGCGUAUUUAGCAUCGGACUCGAACUACUGUCGCAUCGCUGACGAGCCCGACCCUUGGUGCUACACCACAGAUGCCGGAACCAGAUGGGACUGGUGUAGUAUUCCAUACUGCUUUGCGACAGAGUGUGCCUACACGCCGACUGGCAUGGACUACAUGGGUACUGUCAGUCACACCAAGACCGGUAUCCCCUGUCAGAGGUGGGACUCCCAGUCCCCCCACCCCCACAGCUACGGCUACCUGUCCAAGGACGAGAACUACUGUAGGAACACCGACGGGAGCGAGGGGCCCUGGUGUUAUACACAGGACCCGGAUAUACGUUACGAGCUGUGCGAUGUACCCGUCUGUGAGAAAAUCGAACAGGAAUGUUUAAUGACAAGUCGAGGUUUGGAUUACGCAGGGAAACAAAGCGUAACGAAUACUGGCAAAACGUGUGAACACUGGACCGAUGAACAAAUGUCAGAGGACGAAAAUUAUUGUAGAAAUCCAGACCAGUCAGUUAAACCAUGGUGCUAUGUUCAGAGCGGAACUGGACUGGUGAAAGAGUAUUGUGAUAUACCUUCGUGUGCCGAUUCCCCAUGUUUUCCCAAUCCUUGUAAGAACAGAGGAGAAUGUUCAGUGGAAGGAACCUCAUAUUCAUGCACUUGUUUGAAUGGCUUUUCGGGCGAUAACUGCGAAACACAGGAAUUAGGAAAUCAAGAGGACUGUAAAAGAUCAAGCAAUGGUUGGGAUUAUUCCGGGAAGAGAAACGUCACACAAAGCGGAAGGACUUGCCAGGUAUGGAGUGCGCAGUCUCCACAUUCCCAUGGAUACACUUCCUAUCCUGAAAACUACUGCAGAAACCCGGAUGGGGAACCAUCGCCGUGGUGUUACACCACAGAUCCGUACAAACGCUGGGAACUCUGUGCCAUUCCGGAUUGUGUGUCUCCUCCCCUGGAGUGUCUCCCAAACUCCGAUCUGAGGGGUACCCAGUACUACGGUACUCAGAGCGUGACGGAGACAGGCGACACGUGUCAACGCUGGGACAGCCAGUCUCCCUACACCCACAGCUUCAGUUACCUAGGCGACCAGGAAAACUACUGUCGUAACCCUGACAACGACUUGAAACCAUGGUGUUACACGACCAAUGUAAACAGGCGAUAUGGCUACUGCAACGUUCCUUACUGCUGAACGUAUUUCUGAACAAUCCGUAAAAAUUAGACAUGAUCUCUGUCUUAUUUUCUCAUAUUCUGACUUUUUAAACCAAUAGUGAUUUCUGUUUCAAUAGUAACGUAUUCUUCUGGACUUUUGUGUGUGACUUAUAUUCAUCGAAGCUUUUUUAAAAUCGUUUUUCACUACUUAUUUGUGUCCUUUCUUUAAUAAAAUAAACUUCUGCUUAAUUGAAUGCAGCCAAAAAAAGAUCUAAAUUUAAGAAGACAAUACGUUAAAAUAAAAUUGUGUCAACUACUGUGAAAACUUGUGGAUAUAUAGUUAAUAUUAAGAUACAAUUAGAGACCUAGUGUCUAGGUGCACACAUCCAUUAAAUUGACUUCAGACUGUCUUAUUUGUUGACUUGUUUAUCAUUCUAUCUCGCCAUAGAAAGGAGAGUGUGGGUUUAAAGGGCAUGGGGAGUGGUAUCGAUAACAUCAAAAUAUUAUGCAUUUAUGCAUUGUUCCAUUUCAUAUGCGCCUGACGAAAGCAAUAAAAUGUCACAUAACAUA